GGGGUCUCUUCUAAUUCCCACUACUAAAAUCCACCAAAGUCUUUCAGAGCGCAAAACCCUUCUGGGCCAUGGCGGUUUCUCACGCCCAGACCCAGACCUCCGAUUCUCACUCUCACCCAUCUGGGUUUGAUAAAGUAAAUUAUGAAAAUGAUCAUAACCACCCCCAAUUCCAAGACACUGAUCCCAUUGAUGAGGCUUUGGUGCCUGAUGGCCUAUUCAUGGAGGACACCCAGGUGCUGGAUUAUUCAGAUUGCGAUGAGAAGAUGAGGACUGGUGUGACUGGGUUUGAGGAGGAAGUGGUGCUUGAUAGUGAGGAUGAGGAAGUUAAUGGAAGCAGAAUAGUGACUCUUGUGAAUAUGUCGUCGGAUCAAAUAUGCGCUGCAGGGUUAAGCUACGUUGACUCUCAGGAACCUGGGGAGGAAUCACAAGCCAAUGCACUUGGUUUUGUAGAUCAGUUUGUGUCGUUGAACGAUGAUCUGAGUUUUGACCUUCCAGGAAUUGAUAUAAAGAAAACCACUAAGGUGAAAUCCCUUCCUGUUACAAGUAUUAAGGGGACUCAAAGUUUGGCGAAGAUGGUUGAGCUCGGGUCUCAAAAUGAAAAAGCCAAAGCCUUUGAAUGGGUUGAUUCUGAGGAGGAUGGGGCCUUUUAUUUUUCAGACAAGAAGAUGGAAUCAUCUUUGGUUAAUUCUGAGGGCAGGGAAAGAUCUGGUAUUGCAAGGAAGGAGAAAGUCAGGCAUGCUUAUGACACAAAAUGUACUCGUUCAGGUGAUGGGAGCAAAGAGAAGAGUAUAAUUCAAAACCUCCAUAAGGAAAUCACAGAAUCUGAAGGCAAGAUUGAAAACGAGUCUCUCAAUGCAUCAGAAGAUCAUUUAGAUGGAAAACCAACAGAACUGCAGCUGAAACCUAGUGAUGAAGAAGAAAAUGUAGUUGGCAUGUUUGAAGUUGGUUUUGACACCCAAAUUGCUGCCGAAGCUAUGGAGGCCUUAGCAUAUGGGGCUCAUCCUGGCCACAACACUGUGGAUGUUGAUUCAGGAGGCGCUGCAAAGAAUAAGGCUCAUAUUGAUCAGUCUCUUCAAAAGAGUGAUUUUUCUAAUGUGGAAGGCGUUAGCAAGAAUGUAAAUAGAAGAAAUCGUUCCACUAGAACACCAAAGAGAGCAGGUGUUUUAUUUCAGAAAGAAUCUAAGAAGCAAGAGUUAGGUCCUGCUUUGGCAGCAGUUACCAAUUUGAAAAGAACCAGAUUCUUUGGUGAGUCUUGUAGUAAUUCUGCCGAGGCCAACAAUAAUUUAUGUACAGAAUCUCCCAAGUCUGUCAAAACAAGGAAGCUGCAGAGUGCAGCUGAUUAUUCCAAGGGUUCUACUGUAAAACACCAGAUUAUCGAGUCAAUAUCAGGGGUUAUGCCAAGAAAAAUGGAAGAUGCAUCAAACAAUGGUAUUGUUACUUACAGAAGAAAGAAAAGGAGUUUAAAUGCUCAAUCACCCGAAAUGAUCAGUAGUGCUGAGGCUGUUUCAAAUGGGCUUGUAGACAAGAAAAACAAAGUUAAGAAAGACAAGAUUGUCACUUACAGGAGAAAGAAGAGAAUCAGUGGAAAAGGAAGUCAUACCGCGUAUGUUUCAUUUGAGGGAAAAAGUAGCAGAAAAUCAUGUAGCUUAAAUUUAGGUCUAUGGGGUCAUCCCAAAGGGAAAAGAACACGUCGCUGCUCGAAGCGAAAUCUGCAGAGCUCCUGUUCCUUCUACUCCAUUUCCUUAAAAAACAAGUUUGACGGAACCUUGUUGGAAACGCAAUCUGGCAAGCUAGUUGGCACAGAUCCUACAUUCUCUGGUAAAGAAUAUACUGCUCCGUCUAACUCCAUGUCUGGCAUAAGCAUGGGAUCAUCCAAAGAUGUGUCUCAUCGCAAAAAGCCAUGCAACAAAAACUCACCCAAAUCAUAUCUCAUGAAAGAGCUUAUUGGACUAGGUGUCUCUGGGUCAAUGCCAGAUUUUGCUUCAAAAGAUUUGAGAAGACGAAAAAGUAUGGCCUAUGUUCAGGUUCUGUUUAGCCAGCAUUUGGGUGAUGAUAUUAUCAAGCAGCAGAAAAAGAUCAUUGCUCGUCUGGGCCUAUCUGUUGCUUCAUGUUCUAUGGAUGCAACACACUUUAUAACAGAUCAAUUUGCACGUACAAGGAAUAUGUUGGAAUUCAUCGCUCUUGGUAAACCAGUGGUUACACAUUUGUGGCUUGAGAGUUGUGGGGAAGCAAACUGUUUGAUUAGUGAGAAGAGCUAUAUUCUGAGGGAUGCCAAAAAGGAAAAGAAAAUUGGAUUUAGCAUGCUUGUUUCACUGGACUGUGCAAACCGGUGUCCACUUCUAAAGGGUCGAAAAGUCUUCAUUACUCCGAAUAUUAAACCUGGAAAAGAAAUGAUUACUAGCUUGGUGAAGACAGCUCAGGGGGAGCCAGUGGAGCAAGCCCAGAUACGUACAGCAAAAGGUAAAAAAAAUCUCGACAAAUUAUUGAUUCUCUCUUGCGAAGAGGAUGAAGCAAUCUGUCUACCUUUCCUUGAAAAAGGUGUAGCAGUUUACAAUUCUGAACUCUUGCUAAAUGGUAUUGUUAUCCAGAGACUGGAAUACAAGAGACAUCAGCUCUUCACCGAUGUCGUCAAGAAAGUCCGGCCUUAGGCCUCUGGUAAUUUUGGCCUACCACAAUGUAGAGAACUGUGCAGAAUCGUGCAGCUAAUUUGCUCUUGUCAUCUUCGAAAUGCUCUUCCAUUGACAAAUGCCAACUUGGCACUUUGGCAGGGUUAUUUUUUUAAACCUGGUAUACUGUUUGGCAUGGUGAUGUCAGUUUGUAGACUGCUUUUGCGGUUAGGCCUGGAUAUAUAUGUUAAUAUCUACAUCAAGAAUCAGCUUGUCAAGUUCGUGGUGUA
Argentina anserina (silverweed cinquefoil) is the source of this 2896-nucleotide messenger RNA. RefSeq lists its product as uncharacterized. NCBI's taxonomy places the organism in Eukaryota, Viridiplantae, Streptophyta, Magnoliopsida, Rosales, Rosaceae. The record is from RefSeq and is a predicted model, not a curated record.